AUGGCUGCCCUACAAAUAGGAAUAAAACUCGAUGGUACGGAACCAAUGGUGCAUCACAGUCUUUUUACAACUCAAGGCAAAAUGAAGCUGUUCCUCCUACUUGUCAGUCUCGCCGUGGCCAACGCGGGGGUUCCCUACGAGCCAAUAGAAUUGAACUACCAUGAGAAUAUUGGUAUUCCAUUGGCUGAACGGCUUCGGCAGGCUGAGUUGGCUCAGGACUUCGAUGGCGGCAGGAUCGUAGGAGGAUCAGCGUCUGCCUUAGGGAACCAUCCACAUCUGGGUGGUCUCCUUAUUACACUUACGACUGGUGCACGGUCUAUCUGUGGAUCUUCUCUCGUCAGCCCCACCUGCGUCGUCACCGCCGCUCAUUGCUGGAGGACCCGACAGUCGCAGGGCAGAUCCGCGGAAGUCGUCUUUGCAUCACUCAAUCUCCUCUCUGGAGGCCAUCGCGUCACCUCAACCAACGUUCAGAUGCAUGCUAACUAUAAUAUGGACAAUUUGAAUAAUGAUAUUGCCAUAAUUGUUAUCCCAUGGGUCGGUUACACCAACAAUAUCCGCAACAUCGGUCUGGCUUCUGGCACCAACGCCUUCGUUGGAGUGAAUGCGGUCGCUGCCGGCUACGGAUUGACUGCUGAUUCUGGUGGCAGCAGUGGUCAACUACGCCAUGUUACUCUCCAAGUGAUCUCGAAUGCAGAUUGCCAACGCGUUUUUGGUCCAUCGAAUGUCAUUGCGUCCACUAUCUGUACCGACGGUAGUCAACGCCGCAGCACCUGCAGAGGUGAUUCUGGAGGCUCUCUCGUUGCCAACGGGCAAUUGAUCGGAAUAACGUCGUUUGGCUCCAUCUUUGGCUGCCAGGUCGGCCUACCCGCCGCCUACGCUCGUGUCACCUCCUUCAAUGCAUGGAUCAGUGCCCGCAUG
This is a messenger RNA of Brenthis ino (lesser marbled fritillary), 918 nucleotides long. The record is from the annotation of a GenBank genome assembly. Lineage: Eukaryota; Metazoa; Arthropoda; Insecta; Lepidoptera; Nymphalidae.